UAUGAUUAGUGAUUAGAUAACUGAGAAAACCUCAAGUUAACUAUUGGUGGCAGGUCGAGCUCUUCAUUUACCUUCAGUGCGACAACAUUUGAUUUCUUGUUCAUCUCUUUUCAUCUGAUUAAUUAUCUAAUUAUCUUUGGUUUUAUUCCAGUUUUUACUCUCUGUUAAUUGUUUGCUCAUCAGGAUCUUUGAUCACUGAUCAACAGGAUUUUACUAAAUCAACUUUCUUUUAAUCAAAUUUUUUCAUUGUGACAAUUUAAUUCAAUCAUCAAUCUAAUCUUUUUCUAUUUCUGGUUUGUUUACAUUCAAAUUUUUUUUCCCAUUAUGACCUCGUUAAUAUUGGCUAAGUUGGUUCGAAACUGUGGUAUUUUCAAUGGAGCCCGAUGUUCACCUCUCACUUUGCAUCCACGAUCCUCAUUACAACGACUUAUGGCCACUCAGGCUCAAACGGUGGAGGAGAGACGAGAAGAGUUGAAAAAGGAAAGGCCUCCCGAAACCAAUUCCUUCGUGAUGAGUAUGUUUUCUGGUCAGGCCAAAGUGAAUCAAGUGUUUCCUUAUCCUGAUGUUUUAACGGAAGAUCAAUUGGAAACCCUUGCGAUGAUUCGUGAACCCAGUGAGAAGCUUUUCUCUGAACAUGAUGCCUUAGCCGCUGAACUGAAAGGAGCAGCGGAUGAGAAGGUGAUGAAAACCCUCGCCGAAACGGGCUCAUUUGGGAUUAUGGUUCCUCCUCAAUAUGAAGGUGCUGGAAUGAAUAACACUCAAUACGCUGUUCUCGCGGAGAUCAUGGGUGCAAGUGAUUUAGGUCUUGCGAUUACCUUGGGGGCUCAUCAGUCAAUUGGAUACAAAGGCGUUUUAUUGUAUGGAAAUGAAGCUCAAAAGAGUAAAUAUCUUCCCGAUUUAGCGACUGGACGUAAAGUGGCCGCUUUUGCUUUAACUGAACCAAGUUCGGGAUCGGAUGCUGGUUCUAUCAAAUCUCGAGCAGUUUUAUCGCCCGAUGGAUCACAUUAUAUUCUUAAUGGAACUAAAAUUUGGAUAUCCAAUGGCGGUUUCGCUGAUGUUUUCACCGUUUUCGCUAAAACUCCGGUAGUUACAUCAAGUGGAGAGGAAAAGGAAAAAGUGACCGCUUUCAUUGUUGAACGAGCUUUCGGUGGUAUUUCAUCAGGUCCUCCUGAGCAAAAAAUGGGAAUCAAAGCCUCAAACACCGCUGAAGUUUACUUUGAGAAUGUUAAAAUUCCCGUGGAAAAUGUUCUUGGUGAAGUUGGCGGAGGUUUCAAGGUAGCAAUGAAUAUCUUGAAUAGUGGAAGAUUUGGAAUGGGAGCUUUACUCAGUGGAACGAUGAAAUUCUGUAUCUCUAAAGCAACAGAUUUCGCCAACAAUCGUGUUCAAUUUGGUGAUAAAAUUUCCACCUUCGGAACCAUCCAGGAAAAAAUUGCUCGAAUGGCCAUCGCUCAAUACAUAACCGAAUCUAUGACUUAUAUGGUAGCCGGUAAUAUGGACAAAGGAUCAACUGAGUUCCACUUGGAAGCGGCAAUUUCUAAAGUUUUCGCCUCGGAAGCGGCCUGGUUUGUUUGCGAUGAGACAAUUCAAAUUCUCGGUGGAAUGGGUUAUAUGAGAGAUACUGGAGUCGAAAAGAUAAUGAGAGAUCUUAGAAUUUUCAGAAUCUUCGAAGGUACAAAUGAUAUUCUCCGUUUGUUUGUCGCCUUAACCGGAAUCCAAAAUGCUGGUUUCCAUUUGAAAGAAUUACAAAAAGCAAUGAGAAAUCCAGUUGCCAAUUUGGGAAUGAUUUUCGAUGAAUCAACCAAACGAGUUUUCAGAGCCGUUGGUCUUGCUUCAGGUCCAUCACUUGCCGAAUUUGUCUCUCCCGAAUUAGCACCUUCAGCGUCUCAAGUCUCCAAAGCCGUGACCAAUUUUGGUGCCACCGUUGAACAUUUAUUAAUCAAAUAUAAUAAGAAAAUUAUCCAUGAACAAUUUAUCCUCAAACGAUUGGCCGAUUCAGCGAUUGACAUUUACUCCAUGAUUGUAACACUUUCACGAGCCACUCGAUCGAUUCAGAAAAAUUUCCCUUCAGCCCAACACGAGGUCAACAUGGUCAAAGUGAUUUGUAACGAAGGAUCAACUCGAGUCCAAGCCAAUCUUGCCGCUUGUCGAACCAGUGAAAAAUUAGCUGAUUUUAACAGUUUGAGAAAAAUCUCUGAUUCUCUAUUCGUUAACAAUGGUGUUUCUCAUCGACAUCCAAUCGAACGAGAUUAACCAAUUAAUCUUGAAACCUUCGAACGUAUUUCCAUAUCAAUCAGCUUUAAUUGUCCCUUUUUCAAUAUUAAUUACUAACACUAAUUAUUUCGAACCGAGUCAAACUCUUACCCAAAAGUCGAAAACUAUAACUGUUGAUUUCGAUCAAAAAAAACAUUCUCAUUUUUAUAUUAUCAAAGAGCAAAAUAUAUUGUAAAUUUUUGACGACAAAUUUAAUUCAUUUAUUGUAAUAAAUUGAAAAAAAAUGUGAUUAAUUUGUGAAACAAAAUGAAAUGUGAAUUACAUAUAGACAUUAAUUGA
This is a messenger RNA of Panonychus citri (citrus red mite), 2550 nucleotides long. Its product is annotated as very long-chain specific acyl-CoA dehydrogenase, mitochondrial-like. Bases 325 to 2250 code for a protein of 641 amino acids. Lineage: Eukaryota; Metazoa; Arthropoda; Arachnida; Trombidiformes; Tetranychidae. Gene Ontology annotation, molecular function: very-long-chain fatty acyl-CoA dehydrogenase activity; fatty-acyl-CoA binding; flavin adenine dinucleotide binding. The transcript is spliced from 3 exons. The record is from RefSeq and is a predicted model, not a curated record.